This is a messenger RNA of Zootermopsis nevadensis, 2212 nucleotides long. The record is from RefSeq and is a predicted model, not a curated record. Lineage: Eukaryota; Metazoa; Arthropoda; Insecta; Blattodea; Termopsidae.
ACCUGCCAGGUUUGAUGGCAUUGCGUCAUCAGCUGAUGUGCUUCACGUGAUUGCUUUCGUGUGCUUCAAUGACGGGUGUGUAGAGGUACUGCUCUGUUCUAGCAACGUGAACGCUGACAUUGGAGCUACGCACACCCAUCAGUACUUAAACUAAGCUGAUCGUCGUUUCUCGAUGAUCGAAUACACUAGCCAGGCGACCAACGUUUAAAUGAUUCGUCACAGACCACCAAAGAACGUGCCCGCAGGAUUCAGUCCAGCAGCGCCUUGUGUUGUCACCAUGAGGCUCGCCGGGGAGUCAGUAUCUUCACCUGGUAGCUCCCGCUAUAGUCGGUCACCACGUGGGCCCUCAAGGGCUCCCCUCGCCCGGGCGGCGCGGCCCCGAGAUUCUAAGACCAGCAGCAACAGUAGUAAUGGGAGGGUAUACGGCGUCGUGGGCGUCGUGGCGCUCAGUUGCUACCUCAACGGCCUGACCGGGGACUUCGUCCACGAUGACAUUCCCGCGGUCACGCAGAACAAGGACGUGCUGGGACUCAGCCCCCUGAGCCACGUGUUCCGCAAUGACUUCUGGGGCACUGCGAUGAGCGACGUUAACAGCCACAAGUCCUACAGGCCACUCACCACUCUCACCUUCAGAGUCAACUACCAGGUGUCGGGGCUGCAGCCUCUUUGGUUUCACGUGUGCAACGUAUUCCUGCACGCUGCUGCCUCUUUGCUGUUCACACGCGUGACCCUUGCUGUCGCCGGACUUCAGCCAAACUUCGCCGGGGCUGCGGGAGUCCUCUUCGCUGCGCACCCCAUACAUACUGAGGCGGUUACCGGGAUUGUAGGCAGGGCCGACGUUUUGGCUUGUGUGCUGUUUCUUCUAUCUUUCCUGGUGUAUCACGGAAACAACGGAGGACCCGGGUCUUUAUCUGUCUGGCUGAGUGCGCUGCUGGGCGGCCUAUCCAUGCUGGCGAAGGAGACGGGUAUCACCGUAUUGCUGGUCAAUCUCGCUUACGAUCUGUAUAGAUCUUGGCAUUUCAUCAAGCGGACUGUAGUUGAGGUCAGAUGGAAUGAAGAGACUGUCCACUUCUCCCGACGGGCAGCAAAAGUUCUAAUGUCGCUGAGCUUCCUACUCGUGAUACGACUUGCACUACACCAGGGUUCAAUGCCCAAAUUCUCGAACCAGGACAACCCAGCGGCAUUUCACCCCUGCCGACAUGUCAGAUUCCUGACGUUCUGCUACCUUGCGGCGUUCAACUGCUGGUUGCUGUUGUGCCCGGCCACGCUCAGUCACGACUGGCAGAUGGGCUCCGUGUCGCUCGUCACCUCUCUCGCAGACUCCAGGAACAUCGCCACUUGUCUCUUCUUCGGAUGCUGCAUCCUAGUCGCUUACAGGGGCAUCGCCGACUUCGAGCAACAGAGGCAUCCGCCCUUGCUGCUCGGAGGCCUGUUCCUGGUGCUGCCUUUUCUACCAGCAGCCAACCUCGUGGUCACUGUGGGCUUCGUGGUGGCGGAGAGAGUGCUCUAUAUCCCCAGCCUCGGGAUGGUGCUGCUGCUUGUGUAUGGCGCCCAGUUGCUUUGGGGCGCGUUUCUGCGCCAGAGACCUCUGCUGCUGUGUGCGGGGGUCGUACUGCUCGUCGUGUUCUGCGGACGAACUGUGGCCAGAAACAAGGACUGGGCAUCCCGACAGGCGCUCAUCAGGGCGGGUCUGAAUGCGCUACCACACAACGCCAAGCUCCACUACAACUUCGCCAACUUCCUGAGGGACACAGGACAGUUGGAUCUGGCUACUAAACAUUACAGAGAGGCGCUUCGACUGUGGCCAACUUACGCAAGUGCCCACAACAACCUGGGCACACUCAUGACGGGAACUGAGGAGGCGGAGAGCCACUUCCUGGCCGCCAUCCGAUACUCCCCCAACCACGUUAACGCGCACUACAACCUGGGGCAAGUGUACCGUAAAGUGAACCGCACCGAGGAUGCCGCCCGCAUGCUGGAGCGCUGUGUGCGUCUGGACGCGGCUUACGUCCCGGCCUACCUGCUGUUGGCGCGGCUGUACCAGGGUCAGGAGGGACGUGGCUCCGCCGUGGGGCGUCUCUUGCGUCACGUGGCGCGCCUGCAACCCAACAGCCCGGACCACCUGGCUGAGCUAGCCGCCUGGUUGCACCGCCAAGGCCUAGACUCGCUAGAAGGCGUUGCUUCCAGGCUGGAGGAAAUCCAAAUACAAUGA